UUUUCACUAAUUAUACUACAUUUGAUAAAAUCCAUUGUUUGCGUGAUUUCGUUACAUUGUAUUGUUGUGGAAAGUGUGAUAGAUAAUUAACGUCUGGAUUGUUCCAUGAAGAGCUGUGUACAUUUCAGUGGACAUGGAAGGUCUGACCCAGAAUGAGAAGAUCAUCUGGACAUGCUGGGAGGAGAAGUCAGCACGGGAUGUGGUCCGGGAGGCGGCUGCUAAGGGCACACACAUCGCCCUCGCGAUCAAAUAUCUCAUGCACAAGAACAAUUGGAAUGAGGCCACAGCUAAUGAGUGGUUCUUAGCCGAGGUUAAAGCAUGGACGGUGCAACUUCUCCUUCGAAAGCAAAUAUUCAAAGUUCUCCACAUCCUCAACAAAGUUAAGAUAAACCCUGAGGAGCAUCUAAUGACUUUAGCGCAGGAGUCUCCACAGAUAGAGUACAGAGACUUCAUUGUAGAGAACUUGGAAAAACUAUCUAAAGACAUUAAGCCUGAAAAUCUUCCCAGAUGGCAAAAUUUCAAGAAUCAUUGGAAUCUCCUCAGGUAUCUUGAAAAGUCAUUUGAAGUUGAUGGCACUUUCAAACAAAAUAAGGUGUUUGGUGUUGGAAACAAUAGAGUAUUUGUGAAUGAAAGUGAAAUCAAACCAUUGACAAUAGAAAAGAUAGAGAAAUACCCUCCAGAAUGGAAAAGCAAAAUUGCAACAGCAUUGUUCUUUGAUAGUUUUGAAUUUUCUUUACUGGAAUUUUCAUCAUCAUUGGAGGUAUGGAAUCAUCUGGUACAACACAACAAAGCCAUGAUUCUGGUGCGCUGGAUAAAUGUCCAAACAUCAGAAGUAGUAAGGGACAUGAAUGCACGCUAUAACUUCUUCAACAAUGAUAGCUUUGUCAAGAAACUUCUAAAUGUUGACACCAAGGGCUUCAGCUUUAAUGUCCUUGACAAAUUAGAUGAAGUAUUUAGGGCCUGGUCAAUCACUGACAAAAUGAUUGCAAGCAUUGCCAACAGCAACUGCUUUGCUUUCACUAAGAUGUGCAUUUAUGACACAUUGUGCUCUUACGGCAUUGUUAAUGAAGAUGAGCGCAAUAAUUUGUACCAAAUCAUAGCAAGACUAGCACGCACACAGAAUCUGAAGAUUAUUGAUGAUAUUUUCACAGAGUCUUGUGCUACUAUAUCGAAACAGCACUUUUAUGUAGAACUGGCUAAGUACUGUGUGAAGCAUAAAUUGUACAAAGUGCUGACCAUGUGUGUUGAGGGGAACAUACUUGAUACAGACUUGUCUGAGGUAGAACAAGAGGCUAAGGAAUGUAUUGAACUAUGGCUGCUUUUUAAAAGCAUUGAACAAACUUCAGACAGGCAGAGUCAUGUGGUGCCAGUGUACAAGACUUGUCAACAAAUUGCCAAAGAUGAUAUUGAUAACUAUAUCUCUGCUAAUCCACAUUUAGUUUUAGGAAUGAUUUUAUUGGAAGAUAAUGCUAAACUGUUUGAUAUAUUUUCAAAGGAGGAAUAUUUGCAAUUCAAAGAUUUUAAACUACCAAAUAUGGGCUUUAAAGACAAACUUCCACAUUUGCAUAAUGCUUUUAAGAAAUAUACUGAUAAGAAUCAAAUGUAUGAAUCGAAGGAUGUUAAUGUCUAUCAAUUACUUUCGGGUUAUCGAGGACUGGAUGUAUCUAAGAUAUUUGAAUUUCAGUUAGUAAAUCAGAACACUUACAGUUUGAUAAGCGAUAAGCCAGAUAGACGUAGUCUGGGUAGCUUACUUGCGAAUGAUGUGGAUGUCAAUGCCAGCAGCAUAAAGACCUUGUCGCAGAAAUUCAUGGAUAUGCCGGAUUUUGCCAAUGAGAAGCUUAUGAAGAGAUACGGUUAUGUCGCAAAGUUGAACCAUGUUUAUUACUUGAAACAGUACCGGCCUUGUAAUGCAAGUCAGGCGUUUGUGGCGCAGCAGUACCAAACGUACAAUCGGCUGCAGGAUAAAAGCAUAAAGAGCGCGUGUUGUGAGGCUCAUGCAUUGGCUUUACAAAAUUGGUCCGAUCCCGCUAUGACUGCGUGCGCAAUAUCUUUUGUAGCGAUGAUUGGAUGUAACCCUACAAGAUGCAGGGUCCAUAUGUCGGCUGCUAAAAUGAUCAAACAACAUUUGUUACGUUUGGGCGAAACACACGAGAAAGCGAGUAAAACAGUGAAUGAGUAUAUGUCGAAACUCAUUCAGAGUAAUGAUGAAGCCGCAAGAGAAAUGCUGCGAUACUUGGAGGAAAUCACUAUGCAAACACUACAUGAAAAGCAGGAAGCGAGUGGGAAGGUAGAGAUGUCAACAGUGCUGUACGAAUCUCAGACAAUGGUGAAGUUUGCUGUGUUGCACGAUCUGCCUUUGCCAGAGAUGCAAUUGAGAGAAUUCGUGAGGAAUGACUGUUGGUUCAACUUCUUGCUGUUCGGUGACGUGUUUCGUUACCCACUGGCUCAGAUGCUGCAGCUGUCACAGGAGUUUAGUAACAAGUCGUAUGCGGAACACUUGAAAUACAUUAUGUUGCAUCGAAACGCGGAGGAAGGUUCAGAUAAAGAGUUCAAGUCUGUUGCAAACAAUGGGCAGAGGAGGGCUUCAAGAAUGAAUUCUGUUGAAGUGAGUCCGAGUCCGACUUUGAGCGGCGUGUUCGAGUUCCCGGCGCCGGCAGCGGUGGGGCGCGAGCUGUGGGAGGUGUCGGCCGCAUGUCACGGCCCCGAGGACCCACCCGCCGCGCUGCUGCGAGCUGCCGACCACUGCCGGGAACCACUGCUCGUGCUCAUCGCUAGCUGCUAUGAGCCAAACGCAGUCGACGUGCUGUGGCCGCAGUGGGUGCUAGCAUCGCUGCCAUAUAGCGCGCAGGUACAGGAAGCGCUGAAGUCUGAGCUGGCGCAACAUUGCUCGCCGGCGGAGCAGAUACAACGCGUGGCAGAACUCUGCCUGCGAGAGGGAUACGUCAACACACUGCAUGAAUCCAUGCUCAUCUUUAUGCCGGAAAGUCCACUGACUCUACUGACAUCGUUUCUGUACCGGUGCAUUCGGUUGCGCACCUUCGACUCUGACACCAGCAAACUGCUCAGCAGCUUUCUUCAACACUGCCAGAGGAAAUAUAGUGUCGACACAAGUGCGUUACCCGUGCAGUUGUCUAAGGAAGCCUUGCAGUCGGUGGCUGUCUCGCUCGUGAAGAUAGCAAUGAGUCAGAGCUUUGACAGCGCAUUCCAUCAGAGAGAGUUCCUGAGGUGUCUCGCCGUCGCGCAGUUUGAAAAAGGAUUGACGGUACCAACACCGAAUUUCGUAACGCUAUACGAAAUCCUACAGAUAUCAAUGGAGACAUCUCUAGUAGUCAACAUCUCGAAAAUGCUGGAAGAUGACGCACAAAGUUACCUUUCACAAUGCAUUGAAAUGUAUACUGCUAAUAGGAAUUAUGACGUGGCUUUGAAGAUAGCCAAACUUGCUGGACUGUCUGUUAAUGAGAUCCUUAUGGCUGAAUGGACGCACAAGCAUGAGAUGUUGCAUAUGAAGGAAGAUGCCGUAGAGGAUAAGGACUUGACUCUGUUCGUCGCACAGUGUAGUGAAGCCUUCAAGCAUGCCUCAGUUACCUUCAACAAGGCGACAGAGUUUCUCAUAUACCAUGUCAACGAGAUAUCCGAUACGGCCCAGAAAUUUUACUGCUACAGGAUAAUAAUGAGCUGGUUUGAGGAAAACUUAGAAUAUGGACAGAGAAGAGAAGAGAUCGAACACAUGAUGUGGAAUGCCUACUUCUCGAAUGAAUCUCAAAAUGAAAUUUUCUUGAACAGUUAUCAGAGCACUUUGCAUUUCAUACUCAAUGGACAAAAAGACCCGACGCUCUCGAAGAAGAUAGGUCUCGUCAAUGCUGAGAAACCGUUCUCGAUGUUGUUGAGUGAGAUUGAGAUUGAGUCUGAUGUGGGGAAUAUUGAAAACGUGGUACUUUUAGAGGAGCCUGAUGCAAUAGACAAUUGGAGGCGGGUGAUAAGCCAGUUACUAGAGUUGAAACUCUUGGUGGAAGCGUUUAGGCUGUCGGCUUUGUUCAAGACUCCACCUGAAUUCCGGUACAGACCUCCGGUGUGUCCUGUACAGAUUAUAAGGACGUGUUUGAAGCUUGCAGAAGGGACCUGUUCACCUUAUGAGUUGCCUCAAGAACUAAGAUUGGUGAUUUCUUCACCAUUCUCACAGAGUAAAUUGUCAAUUUCAGAGACAUCAGACGCGAGCUUCGAAGAGUUAGUAGUGAUUCAGGAGAAGCAGGACCCGAGUACCGAAGGCGUGCCACACUUAGCUGCUCGCGAGGAGGCUGACAGAUUGUCCGCACUUGACGCGCUCGCCGUACGCAGCGGGAUCACUGUAGCUAAACAGGUGGCGAGUUACUUCCGCAUAGCUCUGCAGAUCGGGUGGAGCUACUCGGGUGUGUUGAAGUACCAGCACCACGCGGUCGACUUCAUCAACCUGGUGAGCGGCCGCGCGCGCAUGUCUCUUGCCAACCUCGUGUUCCGGACCUUCAACAUACCCUCCAAACAGGUCGCAGAAUACUUGUGUCGUGAGAUGGUAGCCGCUAUAAUAUCACCGCAUUUAGUGAAAACAUCAACAUUCCGACAGAAAGAGCAUUUCCAAUACACUUUGUGGGGUUACGCACUCAAUUCCGACAUCGAAAUGUUUCUGAACAUGCGUCCGGACGCUUGUAGCCAAAUAGGGAGGUUCAUUCUAGACCACCUCAUGGCAUUCCAGAAGAUAUACAAAGCUACUACAGUGGCGAAACUUCCAGAAAACACUUUAGACGACAGUUGUCUUGACGUCGAAACUCUUAUAGACGAGGAGUUCCAAAAUGUAGAAGGCGAUGAGGUGGAGUCUAUAGUGACUGAAGAAGGGACCCUCGUAUCAGCUGAUACGGAAUCCGUUUUCUCAGUAUCUACGGUGUAUACUGUUGGUGCUAAAAUGACCAGAGACACUCGAAGGAAUCUGUUCGAUGUGGUGACUAGAAGAGACGUACACAUCAGAUACGAAGUGAAGUCUAAUAUCCGGAAGAUUACUAAAGGAGCGAAGCUGUCUACUAAGCAGGUUAAUAUAAUCUCAAUCGAGCUGCUGGUGCUGGCGCACGAGUGUUUCUCGUGCGCGUGUGACACGGAGGGCGUGGCGGUGUCGCUGGUGUCGGCGCAGGCGCUCACGGCGCGGCUGGCGGCGGCGCGUUCAUGGCGGCUCAUGGUGCGCCUGCUGUGCGGCCUGGCGCGGUACACCGACUGCGCUUAUGUGUUCCAGACACUACGCGACAAUCAUCAGUUUGAAUUCCUCCUGGGUCAAUUCGACUACAUGCUUGGCAACCAACCGGACAAGAUUGCGGAGUUCAAACAAGGAUUGCUUGACUUCCUCAAGAUACACUGUCCCGGAGACACGGACACCUACAUCAUGGUUGCUCUACACUUCAACAUGUACGCUGAAGCCGCGAACGUGAAACGAAAACAAGCUCUUGAUCUUAUAGAUGACUUGGAGAAAAUGGCCUUAGACGCUGCUAAAGCCGUAUCUAAGAAACCCUUCCAACCGCCGCUAUGGCUUCAAAUACAUGACAAUGUGCAAACUAGGCUGUUACUAGAGACUGCGUUGAACCAUUGUACGGAUGCGUCAGAGUUGUAUCUGCAAGGUGGUUGUAUGGGAUUUGCCGGGGAAAUGGCGAUUCUUGCACAGCAGAUAGCGUUGCAAAUAUCGCUGCUAAACGCGUCGCCUACAAGGCUGAUACUGAAUAGAAGUACAGAACAGUUGUAUCGGCUUGUCAGCGAGUAUUUGAGCUUCAUGGAAGGUCUGGUGUUACUGUCGGGGCGCGGCGGCGAGGCGUGGCAUGAGUUAGCUUACAGGCGUGCUAUGGCCAAUGAUCAGGCCUACCUACGCGAUAUGGCCGCCUACCGCCCUGACAUCGCACAUAGCUUCCUGAACAGAUACAAAGCGGAGAAAAACAAGACCUCAGUGUCGCACGCCGCCAUGACCGAACUCCGCAACUUGUGCCGGUGAUAUACAAUUAAACGCUAAGGUUGGUCUCUGAAGGAUCUCAAUAUAUUCUAUAAUAGCUAUAUUCUGAGCAAAAAUAAAAAAAUGUAAUGCAAUUAUUCUGAAAAAAGAAAAAGAAAUGCGUAAAUGGCAACACUGGUUUGAAACCAAUCGCUUGAGUGAAAAAUCUUUGCCUACCAAUAAAAAACUCUAUAACAAUGUUGCCAGAGCUAAAAAAUAGCCGUUGAAUUAUAUUUCAAGAAAUAAUUAGGUUAGUAAA
Molecule: messenger RNA, 6254 nt
Organism: Pectinophora gossypiella (pink bollworm)
Lineage: Eukaryota; Metazoa; Arthropoda; Insecta; Lepidoptera; Gelechiidae
Product: spatacsin
Exons: 14
Coding region: 134-5998 (1954 amino acids)
Biological process (GO): axon extension; synaptic vesicle transport; chemical synaptic transmission
Cellular component (GO): dendrite; cytoplasm; axon
Source: RefSeq, a predicted model, not a curated record